AUGAAUGAAGAAGAAGUUGAAGUACUAAAAUCGAUUUAUGAAUCCGAUCCAAAUUUUUCUGUUGUCAAUGAGAAUACAUUUCAAUAUAAAUUUAUACUUGAUGAUGAACGUUUCUAUUUGACUGAAAUUCAUUGGCCUGAUGAUUAUCCAAAUGUGAUACCAAAAUUCAAUCUUGAUUUAUUUAGUAAUCGUCUUUUAACAGCUGAUUUCAAACGUAAACUAAUAGAAAAACUAACAAACGAAGCUAACGAACAAUUGGGUAUGCCAAUGACAUAUACUUUAUUCGAAAGUAUCAAGGACUUUGCAUAUGAUGGUAACCUUUUUCAAACUAAUUUAACAUCCAAUACGAAUGUAACAGUACUAUCAACAGCAACUACAACUUCGUCUGUGUUAGCUGCACCAGUGGUUAAAAAAGAACAACUAACUAAAUCACAAAAACGUCGUCAAUGGAAUCAUCGAGUCGGUGGUGACGAUGGGCAAAAACCUCGUGGUUAUGAUUGGGUUGAGAUUGUUCGACAUUUAUCUCAAACAGCGAAUAGAGAUUAA
Rotaria socialis is the source of this 546-nucleotide messenger RNA. The record is from the annotation of a GenBank genome assembly. Lineage: Eukaryota; Metazoa; Rotifera; Eurotatoria; Philodinida; Philodinidae.